AUGGCUUUUGCAAAAACAUCGUCGAUUCUAAGCGUUUUAAAGAAAGAUAUAUGGACACGUAGUCAGCGUCUAGUCAAUUCGUCACCCAAAAUUGCUUUGUUAGGCGCAUCUGGUGGGAUUGGGCAGCCUUUAGGACUACUGCUUAAAAUGAAUAAGCAUGUAGCGAAAUUGGCAGUAUACGAUCUAAAACAUACACCGGGAGUAGCUGCUGACCUCUCUCAUAUUAAUACAAGAGCUCACGUAACUGGUCAUACCGGUCCCAAGGAACUGACUGAUGCCUUAAGUAAUGCGGAUAUUGUAGUUAUACCUGCUGGUUUGCCAAGGAAACCAGGUAUGACUCGAGAUGAUCUGUUCACUGCAAAUGCAAGUGUAGUUCGAGACUUAUGCGAAGCAGCAGCGAAAGUAUGUCCGACAGCUUUAUUUGCUAUCAUUACUAAUCCUGUCAACUCAACUGUGCCAAUCGCGUGUGAAGUAUUUAAGAAACAUAAAGUUUUCGAUCCUCGACGUGUAUUCGGCGUCACAACACUUGAUGUAGUACGAUCAGCUACAUUUGUUGCUGAAACUAAAGGUUUAGAUGUGGAGAAAACAAAUAUCCCAGUGAUUGGUGGCCAUUCUGGAGUUACUAUUAUUCCGCUUCUUUCUCGGUGUGAACCUUCUUGUAAAUUCUCUGAUAAUGAACUAAUAGGGUUGACGGAACGAAUACGAAAUGCUGGUACGGAAGUUGUGAUGGCGAAAGCUGGUGCUGGUUCGGCUACACUUUCAAUGGCUGCAGCAGGUGCAUACUUCAUUGAAGGUUUAAUGAAAGGUCUUAGAGGUGAAAAAAAUGUUCAGUGCGCAUAUGUAGCGUCAGAUGCAUGUGAUGGUUUAGAUUAUUUUGCAACUCCAUUAACGAUUGGCAAAAAUGGUGUAGAAAAGAUUUUGGGGAUGGGCAAGCUUAGUUCAUACGAACGAAAAUUACUGGAUAUCGCCAUUCCAGAACUGAAAAAAAAUAUCGCUAAAGGUGUGAAAUUCGUCUCUGGGUAA
Thelazia callipaeda (thelaziosis nematode) is the source of this 1023-nucleotide messenger RNA. Lineage: Eukaryota; Metazoa; Nematoda; Chromadorea; Rhabditida; Thelaziidae. The record is from the annotation of a GenBank genome assembly.